UUGGCGAAAGAAAAAAUUGAAACCAAUUUUGCAUCAAAGGACUACCACCGACUCUGUUUAAGUUCCGUUGACUUAAUCUGCCAUUAGUUCAUUUUGUUCUGAAAGCAACAACCAACAUGGCAUCAUCAUCAGCCCCUCAAGUCAUAACUUGCAAAGGUGCAGUGGCAUGGGGAGCUGGAGAGGCAUUGGUAAUGGAAGAAGUGGAAGUCAGUCCUCCUCAACCAUUGGAGAUUAGGAUUAAGGUUGUCUCCACUUCUAUCUGUUGUAGCGAUCUUGCUGCUUGGAAACAUCAUACCAUAUUUCCUCGCAUAUUUGGCCAUGAAGCAUCUGGGGUUGUUGAGAGUGUAGGGCAAGGAGUGACAGAAUUCAAAGAAGGGGACCAUGUGUUAACAGUUUUCAUUGGAGAAUGCAUGUCAUGUAAGAUGUGCAAAUCAGGAAAGAGUACUAUUUGUCAAGUUUUGGGACUCGAAAGAAAGGGUUUAAUGCAUAGCGAUCAAAAGACGCGAUUCAUGGUAAAAGGGAAGCCUGUUUAUCAUUAUUGUGCAGUUUCAAGUUUUAGUGAAUAUACAGUAGUCCAUUCUGGAUGUGCAGUGAAAAUCAGUCCUCAUGUACCUCUUGAGAAAGUAUGCCUUCUCAGCUGUGGGGUUGCUGCAGGUCUAGGUGCAGCAUGGAAUGUUGCUGAUAUAUCAAAAGGAUCAACAGUGGUUAUAUUCGGUCUUGGAACUGUUGGCCUUUCUGUUGUUCAAGGUGCCAAACUAAGGGGUGCAUCUAGAAUAAUAGGUGUCGACAAUAAUCCAAGGAAGUGCGAAAAUGCUAAAGCUUUUGGGAUUACAGAAGUUGUUGAUCCGAAUUCAUGCAAAGAACCUAUCGCACAGGUUAUAAAGGGCAUUACUGAUGGUGGAGCAGAUUUCUGUUUUGAAUGUGUAGGCGACAGUGAUAUGUUAACCAAUGCAUUGGAGUCAUGUUGUGAUGGAUGGGGUGUGACUGUAGCACUUGGUGUGCCAAGGGUGAAGCCUAAGAUCUCAGCUCAUUAUUCUCUAUUCCUUAGAGGAAGAACAUUAAAAGGAUCUAUAUUUGGAGGAUGGAAACCUAAAUCCGAUCUUCCUUCAUUGGUAGAGAAGUAUAUGAAUAAGGAAAUCCAGAUUGAUGAUUACAUAACACACAAUUUGCCAUUUGAUGAGAUUAACAAAGCUUUCAAUCUCAUGGCAGAAGGAAAGUGUCUUCGUUGUGUAAUCCACAUGCCAAGAUAAUUCCUUUUGAUUCUUGUUUCUGUCAAGAAAGAGGAAAUCAAUAUCCAGGAGUGUGUAGAAUGAAAGACUUUUGCCAGAACUUGUCCUUUAAACAUUGCAGUAACAACUAAAUUUUACUCUUAUAGAUCCUAUAGAUAGAGAGCAUGGACAUGUAGCAAGAUAACUUUUACUCUUCUACAUUCACAACUUGGUCAUAUUAGUACUAUUUCAAACCAAUCACAUUUUCUGCAUUUGAUUGUAGAGAAACAAUAGAAAGGAAAUUGGGACAUUCCUAUCUCUCUCUCUAAUCAUGAUUUUGCAUCAUUUAA
Molecule: messenger RNA, 1558 nt
Organism: Trifolium pratense (red clover)
Lineage: Eukaryota; Viridiplantae; Streptophyta; Magnoliopsida; Fabales; Fabaceae
Product: alcohol dehydrogenase-like 6
Exons: 11
Coding region: 117-1250 (377 amino acids)
Biological process (GO): formaldehyde catabolic process
Cellular component (GO): cytosol
Molecular function (GO): zinc ion binding; S-(hydroxymethyl)glutathione dehydrogenase [NAD(P)+] activity
Source: RefSeq, a predicted model, not a curated record